AGCUUCCUCCGGGCAGGUGCCGCACGUCCGCCGUUCGAACCGUGUCGGGCAGCCCGACCCGCUCUUUCCCAGCGAGAAUACCCUCCGGGGAGGACACCGUGGAAGACGUCGAGCAACGGAGGUAGACGCGGGGGCGCGCACGACCCCCCGCAGACCCGAGGGUUUCUUCGCGGCGUAGCCGUUCGGUGUGUUGCUUCCCGGUGCACGAGUUCGCGUUAACGAUCGAGGAAGCGCGGUGUACUGCGAGUGUCGCAGCGCCGUGUGGACCUACCGCCCGCUGCAGUCGGUGAUCGUCGGCGGAGCGGACCGGCCCGGAGAGAAAAAGGGGGAUGAUAUCGUCGGGUGCGCGCGCGAUAUAGUGUCGAAUCACCCUCGGCCGAGGGAGACCGUUUCUCGAAGGAAGCGAACACGGUGGCUCGCGAAACUCCAGAGCACCGGAAACGAGCACCGCCUCGGCGAACUUCGAACUUGGACGAAUUGAUUGAGCGUAACCCGGCGAGGAGCUAUCAACCAGGCGAAACGACUAACGCGCUCCUGGCAAACGGAGUGUGUCCCCGCGCGCGGCACGCCAUAUUGGAUCCUCGGAUCACACAGCCGGAUCACUGAUCGUUACGCACCGAACUUUCCCCAAAGAAAUUAUCUGUCCGAAGUCGAAAGUUACCAAGUGAAAUAAAACGAACAGACGCAUCGCUGCCGGUGUCGAGCACAACUUUGUAUCGUCUCCGUGAACUUCGCUUUCACGCGGCGAAGCGUUGCCGGCCGUUUCAUCGAUCAAUUAGAGCCACCGAAACGCACCGGCGAGAGCCAAUCGGGUAGUCUGCGGAGAAGCGGCGCGUUUAAGAACCGAAGUUCCGUGAUCCUUCGUCGAGCAUUCAACGGUGCCGAGCUCGGGAGCCUAUCCUUUAUCAACAGACGAGCUUAAACCAAUCCCCUAACCCCGCGAAGCUUUAUGGAUCAAGUUCCUGCGUACCUCAAAUAAAGAAGGGAGUCGAAAGGACUGCCGAGAGAUUCGAACUCGUACGUUCGCUGGAAAUAGGUCGUUGCCGAUGAAAACCAGUCAAGAUCGGAUCUAGUAUCGAACGAUCGGUACUCCGCCGCGAACUUUUCUCCGCGACUCGACGGUACAGCGAUGUAAGAAAGGGAAGCGAAGAAUAAUUCGAUCAACGAUUCGAUUUGAUGGCACAACGAUGGAAGAGACUUUGACAAGUUUCUCGAGAGACAGAUUUCCUAUGAGUCCCGUGAUCUACCCGCAAAGCUCGCAGCUGUGAUCUCAACGUUCAUAUCCGAUGAAAUAUUUCAGAUAGAAGACUACUAAGAAAGAUCGUUGUUAUCGGUCUCUUCCAUACGCUAAGUACUCACUUCAGGAAACUGUUUUAAUAGAUCUACCUUUUUACACGAGUGUUCGAUGAGUAUUUCGAAUAAGGAGAUAUUUGUGGGUUAAUAUGUUCCAUUCGAUAUCUCUUUGAAUCUUCAAUAAAUGUUUGAACUAAGAACCAAGAUAUUUACGGAGAAGUAUAACAAGAACCAAGAUAAUUAUCCUAACACUGGCAAGAUCUCGUGAAUAAAUGUGUUACCUCGUCUAAAUGCCAGUAAUUGACGCUACGAAGAGAUUUCUAAAUAAUUGAAAGAUCGGAAGGAAGAUCGGUAUAGAUAGUAUAAAGUAAAUUCUUUUUCACUGUUGCUGGGAUGCCCCCAUGACAAGAGGGAGGCUCGUGGUGAUGUCUUGUUGCUGCUGGUGCUGCGACGGCCUUGGCGGUGCCGGUUCCUCAAGUGCUGGUGCUGGGGGUGUUGUUACUGGUGCGUCCGGUGGCAGUGUCGUUGUCGGCGGUGACGCCAAUAACACAGGCAGUGGUGGUCUCGGUAUCGCGUCCGGUCUGUCCGCGAUGCUGUCGCUGGUUGUCGUCACCGUGGCGAUCAGCACCGGUGAGUGGCUCCUGACCGAAGAGAAACUGCCGAAAACUUCUACGAACACUUCCGCGGAGCCUGACAGUAAAGUUACCUACAGUGGAUUGUGGAGGGUCUGCGUUGCGAUAAGCUCCCGCAUGGAAUACGAGUGCUCGAGUAUCGACUAUUUUCCAAACGAGGAGUACAGUCCGGACCCGAGCGAUUCAACCAUGGCAAUACCAUGUGAGUACCAUGUUACCAAGUCGGCGAUGUUCUUCUUCGCGGCGACGUCGCUGCUGGUGGUGGCUGAAGUUUGUUACUUCACUGCUCACGUUACUCACCCGCGACACAGGCUCUGCGUCUUUGUCGCCGGCGUGGUCUUCAUAGUUUCCGGUUUGUUAAUGCUGGUGGGAAUGGUGAUGUACAUAUCUGUGUUCAAAGCUGAAGUUGGUAGUAAACUUAGACCAAGGUCGUCGUUUCAGGGACCACCCUUUACCUACAGGUACGGAUUCUCAUUUUUGCUGUACGUGAGUGGCUUCAUCACGACCGAGAUCGCUGGCACUUACGCCAUUUUCUUGUAUAUUUCUUGGCACCAGAGAGAACUGGUACGAAGAGACUCCAGGAGGAAAAAUUACGGGGGUGUGUACCACUUAGACAAUCACCACGUGCAUCACUCGAAUCACUCGACCAUUGGUCACAGUGGAUUCCUCUGCGAGAGGCACCAGAAAAGAUAUUUCUUCAGCAGGGACUCGGUGGAUCACGUCGACUUUGACGAAUUCUUGCCACCUCCGCCGAAUUUGGACUAUCAUGACUAUACUAGACAAUUUCCUAGAGACCUCACCACUCAAACGGUCAGCACGACGGCUGACGUUCUACAGGAGGAGGAAGAGGAAUAUAGCCCAAGUGUUCAACAUGAAUUCGUAACUUUUGAUCUUGACGGACCGCUGCCGCCACCCCCACCAGUUAGGGGUAGCGAAUGGGCCUUCGACACACUGAGGAAGACGACUCCCGUCUGAUAUACCGUUAGAUACGCGCGGCUGGUGCAAAGCGUCGAGAGCGACGAGGAGGACGAGGCGGAAACCGAGGAGGACCAUGACAUAGCCGGCGAUUAAAUAGACCGACUCUCUUUUUAAUGAGACCUUGGCUACGCGAUCACAAAUAUUUCAUCGCGCCCCGGCGUCCCUCGCUCUCCCGGAGGACUGCAGGAACGCGUGAAAGGAAACUUUUGAAACGGAGCCAGCGGAGAUCGAUCGCCGGAUUAUCGAAUCUCGGCUUUUAAUAAACCGGAUCGCGUCGCGCGGUCCCCGUAGAAACUGUUUCGCGGAAUAUCAUUCCGUUCCGACCCCCUCCGAGGAACGUGAAAAGCAAGUGGACAGACCAGACACUAAUUGCUCCAUUCAGCCAAUGUGAAGUGCGGCGAAUUCAUUCGACAGGGACGUUUUUCUCUUUUUCACGCGUUAAUUAUCCAGAGGAACACCAAAGACACUUCCUGAGUUCCGACGGUCCAGAUCGAACACGUGUUAAUCUUUUAAACGAUGGACAGAUUUCUACUGCCAAUCUCUAUCGGAGUUUGUACGGGAGAAACUAUUGUUUCGUUGAUGCACCCCUUCGAUGUGAAAGACGCGGAGGACAGUUACUCGAUUGUGAAGUUUCUAGUGUGUAAGGGAUAUUGAUUUGAUUACUUGCAGAUGAAGAUGAUACUUUUCGGGAUCGGAGGAUUCCUGAUUGUCGAAUUUGUUUGUAUUUGUCGACGAGGUAGCUGGAAGUUCCGAGAGAUUUCCAUGGUGAAUCUACGGGAGAAAUCGAGACUGCGAAUCGAUUGAUAACUGCGUGAACACCGAUGUAUUUGUUGUAAAUAAUUAUCGUGCGAAUUACAUUUUAAUCUUAAUUCCAUGGACAUCGAUACUCUGAUUCUUCGAUAACCAUUUGCUUUAAUAUAAUUGUACAUAAUGGAUAAUCGUACUCGAUAUUCAUUUUUCAAGAUAAAUUUAUCAAGGUAAAUUUAUCAAGGUAAUCGAACAGUUUGAUUUCAUUCGAGUUACUUAUAGAAUUCGGAUUAAAAUGAUCGUGAACCUUUAUCAAAGACUGCGCUGUUGGCAGAUGUCAAGUUAUCCCGUUCGCAAUAAACGUCUUGUUAUCACUGAUUACUCGUGGGGCAAGCGAAGGGACAAAUUGUCGCGAGAAGAGGGAAUUGCCCGAUGAUUCGUGAACUAUGUAGAAUAUGAUCUAUUGUAUAACUGUAUCAUGAACGUGUUCAUAGUCGAAGCUGUUCAAGCGAGAUUUUAUCGUAUUCGGUGUACAGAAAGCAUGAAAGAUACCAAUGUUAUAUAUGAGAAUUUUUAACAGGAAUAAAAUAGUCGAUAAGAUUUUUUACUGUAGUCAAUUUUCCACUGACGGUUCGCGAGUCAGACUUCGCUGGGCUGGCUCACCGAUCGAAGAUAAAUGAAAGUUAUUACGACGGUCGAUCGAUCGUCGAUCAAUCUGACGGUAAAGCAGAGACGUUUCAUUGAAAGUCUGAUUAAGAGUCGUGUACAUAAAAGCCUGGGAAUCUUCGUUACUAAUUUUUCAAACAGAAAAGGAUCGUAUUGAUCUUACUUUUACUCUCGUGUUGAACAUUGUUACGAAUUUUUUACUCUAGCAACCGUGCGGCUCGUUCAAGGGAAACAUUUUUUGUGACAAUAUAUACACGUAUACAUAUGCGAUCUACGGCAUUCGCGCGAAACGCCAUUCUCGAGACUCCGUAUUGAUCUAUUUACGUUUAAGAUGUGCACUUCGAUAUGUAUUUCGCUGAUCAUGAGAAAAAAGAACGAUAAAACCUUUUGUUAUAAAUAUAUUAUAUUUUUAUCGUUGCGUGUAUCGUUGUAUGUGCCAAAGUUUAAAGUUACAAUACACCUUUCCCGAUUUUAUCUUCCGAAUUUUUGAACGCUUGACGUGUCCUACAUUCGCGACGCGCAGAACAAAUCGAUUUAUCGAUAAUAUUGCAGCACAGCAAUUGAAAUGUUUAAUUGGACGUCACUGAAAAUGCCUGUAAAUAAAUGCGAUCACUGCGAUGGAAUUUAUCGUGAAAUAUGCGACGAGAAAGUUUGUUUUGUAUUAUAUACAUAUACAUAUAAAUAUAAAUAUACAUAUAUAUAUUUGUAACGCUCAAAAUUGUAAUAAUAAUGCACCAGGAGGUGUGUAGUAGUGGACUCGGAAAAUGAUGAGUAUAAUAUUCAGCCUCGGGCUAG
Messenger RNA from Nomia melanderi (Alkali bee), 5111 nucleotides. NCBI's taxonomy places the organism in Eukaryota, Metazoa, Arthropoda, Insecta, Hymenoptera, Halictidae. The record is from RefSeq and is a predicted model, not a curated record.